Molecule: messenger RNA, 3342 nt
Organism: Eleginops maclovinus (Patagonian blennie)
Lineage: Eukaryota; Metazoa; Chordata; Actinopteri; Perciformes; Eleginopidae
Exons: 2
Coding region: 502-3342 (946 amino acids)
Source: RefSeq, a predicted model, not a curated record
ACUGUGAGCAUAGGACCAGAUCUGUGGAGGAACUCCAGGCCUGAAGGGGGCAGAGAGAGCUCACCCAGACACCCAACAGACAGGAUGCAACCCAUGUUCCUGGAGGGACCGAUUUCACCUGCGCACCUCUAAUCAAGCAUGAGUAUAAAAUGUUUGGAGUUAGCUCGGUGAGCCCUCUUUGCUCGGUCUCCUCAGCCUACUGACAGCUCAUGUUCAACCACAGACGCAACUGGUUAUCAACCUAUUCUUCCUCUGGAAUUUCACUUUGUGCCAUCAAUCUGAAAGAAAAUAAAUCACCAGAACGGAACAGAGUUGUCCCCUUGCAUUAUUUGUGUUGAACAAGCCGUUUUCAAGUUUGGGCAGAGCUGAAUCUGAAUCUUAACAUCUGGAUAACUUGACAGUUGAUAACCAACUUAUAUCCAGCAUGGCAGUGAAGACCCCAGGAUUAAAGCCUGAAGAAAGGAAAGCUGUCAUUGCAAAGGGAGAAUUGACUGGAAAACAAUGGCGAAGGAAGCUCUUGGAAAAACAGUGAAACAGCUGAAGCAAGAGAGGACCUUGGCUAGAAGUGCCUUCACCAAACAAGCCAACUUCCUGAGCAGAACGUCAGGAAAUUUGACAAAGACUGAACUACAAGAGGAGUUCAAGCAGCUCACGUCACUGGCAAGGAACAUCGGGGAAACGAAUGAUGGCUACAGGGCUGGCCUACUGGCAGACCUUGAAGCUGAGACUGAUGAAGGUGAAGAAGUCAAGCUGGACGAGCAGCAGCAAACAGACCUGGAAAAGGUAAUGGAGGAGUGCGAUGCAAAACUGGAUGAAGUCCGAAAAACAGUCCAAAACAACCUCUGGCCCAGAUAUGGGGAAGGUGAGAUCGGAGCUGCAAUAGAAGAGGCAGAGACAGCCUGUGAGGGACUUCAGGGAAUACCUGUCUCCGCCGUGAGUAGAGAUGGCUAUGAGCUACGGUGGGACAGUGUGAAGAAGCAAAUCCAAGGUGCCGCUACAAGCCUAUCAGAGUGGGAGUUGUGGAUUCCAGCAUUACAGAAGGCAAGUCUGGAGGACAGAGUGAAGGAGCUGAAAGCUCUAAACACCAGCCUUGAAGCGAGGAGAGCAGAAUUUCUCACAGCACAAAGAAUGGCAGAAGAGGAGAGAAGACGAAGAACACCACCACUGCCUGUGCCAGCUCAUCAACCAAUAGUAAAAAUAAAACCAACCAGUCUACCCAGGUUCGACGGAUUCAAAAGGAAUUUCCAUCGAUGGAGGAAGGACUGGGAGAACCUGCAAAGGCAGGGGGAGCCGACCGGCUCAGUAGAGGCAAAGAAGUUCCAACUCCUGGACAGCGUUGAGGAGAGAAUUUGCCGGGACCUGCGCCUGCCUACUUACAACACUGCUGAAGAUAUGUUCAGAGUGCUGGAGAUCAGGUAUGGAAACAAGUCUACAAUUGCCCUGGAGAUAAUUGAAGAUCUGGAGAAAUUUCCUGCUUUAAGAGCAAACCAGCCAAGGAAAGUCAUGGACAUGAUUCGAACCAUUGAGAAGGCCCUGAACGAUCUCACAGAGCUCGGAAACACUGGAGCCAUAAAGAAUCCUCUGGUGAUAAGAUCCAUAGAGCGCAAGCUGCCAGACAAUAUGAAGAGAGACUGGCUCGUAUUCAUGGUCAACCCAAGAAAUGGCGUGACCCCAGACACUCACUUCGACAGCCUUCUUGGAUUCCUGAAGACCCAAGAGGAAAUUCUUGAGAGACUGGAGCAGCUUAGUGUGAGUGAAACGCCUGAAAGGAAACUUACUUACCUGGACAAGAAGUAUGCCUCCACACGUUCCACAAGGAGGGGAGGAUGUAUUAUCUGUGGAGAUGAAAAGCACCGGGAGAAGAUUUUCUUUUGCAAGCGGUUUAAAGAACUGAAGCCUGGCGAGAAGCUGAGUGCUGUGGAGAAGUUGGGAGCAUGCAAGCGAUGCUUAGUCUGUCAUGGAGAAGACGAGUACUGUAAAGACACUUACCUGUGCAGGAACAGGGACUGUAAAAAAGGGAGCUCUUCGGACCACCAUUUCUUUCUUUGCUCAAGAGGAGACUUCAAGAUGAAGGAAUCUGAUGGAGGAAAAUCCACCUGGAGAAAGCAAAAGCUCACAGAGGAGCAAGUAAAAUUGAUGUCUGAACUCACUCCGGAAAUGGCAGAAAGAUUCAGGAAAGCGUUUACCAACACCACUGCAAGGGCCAACUGUGUUGUGAAGGAUCAACGUGGAGUGGUGGCGUCAAGAACACCUGAGCUACCAGUCAUUCUAAUGCUGUUAGAGGUAACUGCCAAUGCAGGACAGAAGAUUGGAACUCUCAUUGACUUAGCAUCAGAUACCAACUACGUCACCCACAGUGCUGCCAGGAGAUUGAAUCUGCUAAGUGAAAACAUCACGCUAAUCGUCCAUGGAGUCGGAGGGAUGGCCAUGGAGGUGAAAACCAAAAGAUACUCACUCAGAGUGAGGGUCAAGACACCCAACGGCACGGAGAGAGCUCAUGAGCUUGUCUGCUAUGGCUUGGAUGAAAUCGCCAAAGUGCACAGAGUAAUCAAACCAGAGCAACUCAAAAAAUUCUUCCCAGGAACCAACCUGGAAGAGCUCAAAAGACCAAAGCACAUUGAGCUACUCAUCAGUCACCGGGGAGGAAGACUUGCUCCACAAAGAGUGAAGGUGAUUGGGGACCUUGUCCUUUGGGAAAGCCCAUUAGGAAAGACGGUUGGUGGAGCGCAUCCAGACCUCUUUGAAGAGGUGGAUAUGGCUGCGCAUACAUCUAAAACACACUUUGCGCGAUCCAUGAGAACUACAGCAGUGAAGUACCAAGAAAUCACUGAAGCACAGGAGUUCAAAAGUACGGUUGCUGGCAAAAAGUUCUUGGACUGGUGGAGAUGGGACAGCAUUGGAGCAGCCUUCGAACUAAAGAGUGGAGGAUGCCAGUGCGGCAACUGUCAACAAGGAGGCAAGGAAAUGAGUGAAGAAAGAGAGCUGGAGAUCAUAAGGAAAGGGCUAACCUACAUCAGAGCAGAUGCGCACAGUGAUGGACCACACUGGGACACCAAGUAUCCCUGGAUUCAAGAUCCAAGUUCCCUUCCCAACAACAGGAGUGGGGUGGAAGCCACUUUCUUGAGGACAGAGAAACAACUCAAAAAAGAGCCAGAGUGGAGAAUGGCAUACACAGCUCAAGUCCAUGAGAUGGUGGAGAGAAGAGCAGCAAAGAAACUCACCAAAGACAUCACUGCAAGCUGGAAAGGACCAGUAUGGUAUGUCAGCCACUUGGUGGCACCAAAUCCGCACUCGCUCACAACACCCUUGCGACUGGUAUGGAACAGCAGCCUAGAAGUUUAA